AUGUCAACUUUAGAAUCGUUGAAGGCAUUACGUCGAGCCACUACCAAAGGUGGUUUUAUAAAGUUUUACAAUAAAGAUGGACUGGAAACUGAGUCAAUCAAGGAAGCCACAAGCGUUCAGUUCGGUAAUAGCAGUGACAACCUAAACGAAAAUGCCCCAAAAUUUGAAUUGGAUGCAGAAACGAACUUCACCAAUGAGGAUAAGUUACAAGAUCUCAGAUCAGUUGUAUUCUGUUGGCUACAAGAAGGAACACCCAAUGUCGAUUAUAAAGAAAAAGCAGCGGAGUUGGGUAUAACCUCAUUCAAGUAUUUGAAUCGUACAGAAUUGGGCACUUGGUUAAAUGGAACUACCGAAACAUGCCAAUUCAUACAAGGACUUGAUACUGAAGCCAAAGCUAAACCAUCUACAAAUUCGGAAGAUAGGGCUGAUGUUAACUCUGCAUUGACUUCGUCGACAAAAAAGCGCAAGCUUGAGGAUCCCCAAUUAGACAGAAUUAGCCAAUUUGAACGAGAAUCCAUCGACCACAAUGCAGCACUUCGAGGCUCCAAAAACAUAGAUUUUGGCUAUUUGAUUUCCGACGCAAAGAGGUUUAUGAAGGAGUUGAAACAAUCAGAUUCAAGAAAAUUGAAGUCGGCAGCUGAUAAGAGAGGACCGGCGGGCGGACCCAAGAAGCAACCAAUCAUCAUUGUGUCGCCUGCAACAACAGCAUUGUUGUCCUUAUCAAAUAUAAAAGAAUUUUUGGAGCAAGGGCGCUAUACUGAACCAGUGCCGACAAAUAGACCCAAAAAUGGUGUGGUGAUACUAAAUCACCCUUCAGAUAGGCUAGUAUCUGCAGCACAAAAGAUUAUGGUCGUGGACAACACUGAUUUAUUUACAAGCCCAGAGUACUGGAACAGGGUUGUGGCAGUGUUCACGACUGGCCAGACAUGGCAAUUUGCCAAAUACGCCAUUUCGAAACCGGAGAAUUUAUUUCAAAAAUAUGCUGGCUUCUAUUUGGGGUACAAUGGAGAAGUCACGCCGCCUCAAAUAAGAGAUUGGAAUGUACGUGAAAUCAAGGUGGAUCGUGGUGAUAAAAGGUUUAAAGAUAAAGUGAUUGUUAAGGAUUUCUGGCUCGAAAUUGAAAAAAUUUUAAUCAACAAAGGAUACGGAAGAUUGUGA
Molecule: messenger RNA, 1158 nt
Organism: Lodderomyces elongisporus
Lineage: Eukaryota; Fungi; Ascomycota; Pichiomycetes; Serinales; Debaryomycetaceae
Gene: CDC73
Product: Cdc73p
Exons: 1
Coding region: 1-1158 (385 amino acids)
Biological process (GO): positive regulation of transcription elongation by RNA polymerase II; transcription elongation by RNA polymerase II
Cellular component (GO): Cdc73/Paf1 complex
Molecular function (GO): RNA polymerase II complex binding
Source: RefSeq, a predicted model, not a curated record